Molecule: messenger RNA, 1274 nt
Organism: Salvia splendens (bonfire salvia)
Lineage: Eukaryota; Viridiplantae; Streptophyta; Magnoliopsida; Lamiales; Lamiaceae
Product: transcription factor MYB106
Exons: 5
Coding region: 118-1026 (302 amino acids)
Source: RefSeq, a predicted model, not a curated record
AUAAAUUCUACAACGCAGAGAGCUACAAACUCACAUCCAUCUAUGAUCUAUCUAGCUUAGCCCUCCAUCAAACAUCAUCUCUACUCUAGAUCACUUGAAAAGGAAAAAAAAAGAAACAUGGGCCGGUCCCCAUGCUGUGAUAAGGAAGGCUUGAAGAAAGGGCCAUGGACUCCCGAAGAAGAUCAGAAGCUUCUCGCAUAUGUCCAAGAACACGGCCAUGGCAGCUGGCGCGCUCUCCCUCCAAAAGCCGGGCUGCAGAGGUGUGGGAAGAGCUGCAGAUUGCGGUGGACGAACUAUUUGAGGCCUGAUAUUAAGAGGGGCAAGUUCAGUUUACAAGAAGAGCAGACCAUCAUUCAGCUUCACGCCCUCCUAGGAAACAGGUGGUCUGCAAUAGCGAGCCACUUGCCUAAAAGGACCGACAACGAAAUCAAGAACUACUGGAACACUCAUUUGAAGAAAAGGCUAGUGAAAAUGGGGCUCGACCCGACCACGCAUAAGCCCAAGAACCACGCCCUCGGCUGCAGCCAGCCGAAGCAGAUAGCCAACCUCAGCCACAUGGCUCAGUGGGAGAGCGCUCGCCUUGAAGCCGAGGCACGGAUCGUGCGCGAGUCAAAACAGCUCGCCACCUCUCAAUUGAUGAACUCCGCCUCUGCCUCUGGCCUUGUGUCGUCGCGGCCGCCUUGCCUCGACAUACUCAAAGUGUGGCAAGGCACGUGGACGAGGAGUUCGAGGAAGGACGUGGCGGGGGCGAGCCUCUUCGCCAACCUCGAGUCCCCCACGUCGAUACUCAACUUCUCCGACAACAUGAACGCCGUGGGAUUGAUCGGGUAUCAAGAGGAUCAGAACAAGGACAUAAUGGGGAAUUCGGUUGAGCUGCAUGAUCAUCAUAUCACAGACCCUAAUUGCUCCACUUCUUACACCGUGCCUGAUUCGAUGAGGUUUCCGGGCUUCUUGGAUGGCUUUGGACACGACGACAACGUUGUGUUCGACGAUAAUAAGGAUUCGUGGUCCAUUGAUCUGGAUUGAUCAAAAAUGAGGGGUUGGAUGAUCAAAAUUGAUGGUGGUGCGUGAUUGACCUUCAUCUUUAGAGUAUGUGUUGCUUGGGUUGGGUUGCAGUGCCUCCAUUUUUCGUCUUUGUUUGAUCUUGGUUGUUCUCUGCUUUCUUAAUUUAGGUAUAGAAUUAGUUGUCUAUCUUGAUUCUUAUAGGUGUUGCGCUUGCUGGCUACUAGUUGAAAACGCCUUUUUUUCACUCACGUUUUAGCUUGAUUUUUUUC